Candidozyma duobushaemuli is the source of this 1014-nucleotide messenger RNA. It is a transcript of the gene ATP4, whose product is annotated as F1F0 ATP synthase subunit 4. The record is from RefSeq and is a predicted model, not a curated record. Gene Ontology annotation, biological process: proton motive force-driven ATP synthesis. Gene Ontology annotation, molecular function: proton transmembrane transporter activity. The transcript has 2 exons. Bases 1 to 1014 code for a protein of 337 amino acids. NCBI's taxonomy places the organism in Eukaryota, Fungi, Ascomycota, Pichiomycetes, Serinales, Metschnikowiaceae.
AUGUCAGAUCGAGUGGCAAGAUUGGCCGAACUUAGAAGACAGCGAAAUGGUCAGCCAAGUGAUGACGUAAAAGCAAGUUCUGGGAACUCUGCGGUACCAGAAAUAGGGCACCAAAGCAUUGGUAGUGCUACUGAAACGCUAUCAGCUCCUCAUGAUGGGACGCAAGAGCCCCAGCACGAGACAUCCGAUGAUGCUAUGGAAGAGGACAAUGGCUAUAAUAGUGAUUUGAAGCGUGACAUUGCUCCAUUACUCGCCAAGGCUGAAAGGAAGACCGAUGCUGCUUUGAAUAGAUUGAUCUUGAAGAGGUAUCAAGAAACACAGCAGCAGGCUGCACAGGCACAAGAGAUCCGGAACACGCCGUUGAAACUAAUACUAACAAACAGAAUUGGUAUCCGUUGUUUGUCUACUCCAGUGGAGCCAAAGGAGAAGGCCAACUCCAUCGUUGACGCCUUGCCAGGUAACAACCUCAUUUCCAAGACUGGUAUCUUGGCCACCUCUGCCGCCGCCGCUGUGUACGGUAUUUCCAACGAGUUGGUUGUUUUGCAUGAUGAGACUAUCUUGGUGGUCACUUUCUCCACCUUCGUCGCUCUUUGCGCCAAGUUCGUUGCCCCAUUGUACACCGAGUGGGCCGACGGUGAGAUCAAGAAGGUCAACGACCUCUUGAACGAGUCUAAGAACAAGCAUGUUUCCGCUGUUAAGGGCAGAAUUGAUUCCGUUUCCCAGUUGAAGGAGGUUGUCAACACCACCAAGCUGUUGUUCGACAUUUCUAGAGAGACUGCCAAGUUGGAGGCCGAGACCUUCGAGUUGAAGCAGAAGCUUGCUGUUGCCCACGAGGCCAAGGCCACCUUGGACUCCUGGGUCAGAUUCGAGCAGCAGCAGAGACAGUUGGAGCAGGAGCAAUUGCUCAAGUCUGUCUUGGACAAGGUGAACAAGGAGGUCGAGAACCCUAAGUUCCAGGACAAGGUUUUGGCCGAGGCUGUUGCCGAGGUCGAGAAGGUUUUCGCCAAGGCUUAA